This is a messenger RNA of Dermacentor andersoni, 12717 nucleotides long. RefSeq names its product DNA fragmentation factor-related protein 2 (gene Drep2). NCBI's taxonomy places the organism in Eukaryota, Metazoa, Arthropoda, Arachnida, Ixodida, Ixodidae. Gene Ontology annotation, biological process: regulation of apoptotic process; apoptotic process. The record is from RefSeq and is a predicted model, not a curated record.
UUUCGUGACAAAAAACAUUUUUGUUUGAGCUUUCCGGGCGACGACGUUGCGGUCUGAGAGUGAAAAAAAGAGAGAGAGAGGUGAAACAAUAACAACAAAAACGAAACAAAACAGUGCAGCAGGUUCACAAAGCAAACAAGCCAAGCCAGGCGGAUGGUGUGGGAGUCAAAGGGCUGUGCAUCUUUUUGCUGGAAUAUCUCGAUUCACCGCGAAAUGGCGAGGGAUCAGCGUGAGGCGGGCGAACCUUGCGGCUGGAAUUAGCCUGCGAGCAAGUCGACUAUAAUGACUACAGAGGAUUUGGCAGGCAAACCGCACAAAGUGUGGAGCUGUGACAGACAAACCAGAAAGUGUGUCGUCGCAUCGUCUCUGGAUGAACUUCGAACAAAAGGAGCUGCCAAGUUAGGAUACAACAACCCAUUCGACUUGAAGGUCGUGCUCGAAGCAGAUGGCACCGAAGUGGAAGAUGAGAACUAUUUUCAGCGAACCGAAAGGGACACAAUAUUCCUAAUGCUCCAGCCAAACGAAAAGUGGCUACCACCCGGAGUCGAGGCCCUCAGGGCAGCCAUCACAGCAAUACCACGCAUCGUGUGUGAUGCCAUUGCCAGCCUGGAACUCAUGGACCUGCAGCCCUCGUGGAAGAUCAUGGACAACAAAGGGCGCGUCACAGUCGUACUCCACUGGGACCAGCACGAAAAGUGCCAAGGGCGCCGCGGACCCGGCUCCGAGCCUGGUGGGGUGCUCCGCGUAGAAGUCUCUUCGCAGGAAGCGCAAGCCGCCGGAGCCAUGGACGGAGGCGCCAUCGGCACUGUUCCGCGGACCCGGCUGACGCUAGAAGGCUUGGGACCCCGGCCCGAGUCGCGCACACUGCCUCCUCGGACGGGGUCACGCGACUCAACGACAGCUGCCGCCCCGUCCUCGAAUGGCAACAACGGGACGGGAAGCCCCGACCACAACCACGCAGAGUGCGACUUCCACUGUGCUGCGCUGCACGGGUCACACCAGAUACAGGUGAACAAGUCGGUGGCGACAUCGCCCAUUCAGGAGUUUCCUCCGCGUGGAGGCCCGUUUCCUGGCACCUCAGGCAUGCAGAGGAUGGCACCACCGCAGCAACCACAGCCGUCUACGUCGGGUAGCAAGGGGCAGCACGUUCGCUUUCUGGAGGUGACAGAAGAGGCACGAAUCCCCGCCGUUGAUGACUCGGAGUCGGACACAGAGAACACUGCUUGCGAGGAAGAGCAGCUGACGGAGCGCUACCUGCUCCUGGUAGACCAGCUCUCGCUAGAACAAGACCGGCACCUCACCAUCCGGGACAUUGGCGUCAUCCUCGAGAGGCUUGGGUCGCGCAUCGUCGACGUGGACCGGCUAGAGCGUGAGCGGGAGAGUGCUGACGUUCACAAUUGGACUAUCAAGGCAACGCUGCGCGGCGAGGUGCUCAGGGAAAUCGGAGUCAUCUACAACGGACAGUAUUAUGGCAUUAUGGAACACCCCGGGUACUUUUGAUAAGAGGUGUCAGUGCUUUUUGGUGUUUCCGUUCCGUUUUCUUUUUCGACUCAUGUAGAGGCCAUAUGCCAAAGAAUUGCCACUGCCACUUUUUUGGGGCACGGGAGAAGCCUUGCUUGCCCGGUUAAAUGGCGGUGCUAAAAAUCACUGCUCCUUUCGAGAUGCCAGCCAACACCAUGGCAUUGUAUCGGGAUGCAGCAAUGCGCCACUGGCUCCUUUGAUGGGUCACGCAAGCACAACUAGGUCAACAUAUGUAGUAGCAAGUGCCACCAGUGUUUAACAUCCCCCCAUACUUUUUCCUACUCUGGAUUGAAGUGUCAGCUCACAUUCGAGUGAUGUUAUUCCUUCUCACUGCACUGUAUCUUCUGUGUUUUUUUGCUUGGUACCUAAAAGCUUUGUAGAGGCUGCGAAAACGGGGUAGUAUGCCUUUUCUCAUUCAAGAGGGAACCCUUUGUCUUGUUCAGUGCAAUUUUUCUAUGCUCAUUUCCAUUGCCCGCUCCGUAAACCUGACACGUCCUCACGGGCCCCUUGUUUCCUUUUGCUUGGUGCUAACAUCAGCCCUCCUUGCAGCUUUUUUUCAAAGGCUGUUUCACUUCAUCUCAUCAGUGGCGGCAGGCCGCCUCUUUUCCCGACCCGUGGACUGCAUGAACUGACCCUCUCACUACACCCGGCCCUCCGAGGGCUUUUAAGUGGUUUAGGAUCCAGGCCUUGCACUUUCCCUGCUCAAGACACUUUUUCUGCAGUCUCCUGUUGCCAAGUAACUUUUUUGGGCGACCCCCGUUCUCCAAGCAUGGCACUGCACUGGCCCCUCCCCUAUUCCCUCCUCCCGACUGGUGUGCUGUGUUUGUGGCCCAACGGCUUUGUUCGUCACGUUCGGUGUCCGCCUGUGGUGGGCGGCUCUCUUUUUCUGUUUACCUUCUCUUUGAGUGCUCUGGACUUUGUGCCGACUCACUGCCACUGCCUCGCGGCAUAUUGAUGGGAGGCGUUGCUCCUAUUUUGUCGGCUCGUUCCUCCGAACGCGUCGGCAAAGUCCGUGCUGGCUUUGCUCGACUGGUGCGGCAUGCCGGACUGUUCUUUGUGUUUGCCAGGCAUGGCCACCUGUCGUUUCCUUGCGUAACAUUCCUUCUCAAUUCCUUUUGUACUGUGCCCAUUGUGGCCAAGCUGACGUCUUGACAAAGGCUAGCACUUUCAAUGCAUGAAUUAAUUGUAUAUAUGUGUGUGUGUGUGCGUGUUUGUAUAUAUGUGUGUGUAUAUGAGGAAAAAAAGAAGAGAAGACAAAUGAUGAACAUCACCUUUUGGACAGUACAACAUUUUCACUGUUAACAACAAACAUUUUACAAUUCUUGGAGGUUUAUCGCAAAAGCCUUCAAGUCGAUGUUUGCCUGUAAAUUCUUGGAUGUUGCUGUUUGAUGGAACUUGGUUGGAUGCAGGCAUCAUGUUGUAAACUUACUUUCUUCUUUUUUGCAAGCAUGCCACUCAUGGGAGGUCAAUCUUAGUUGAGAAUUACUUUUAAGUCUUCGCGUUGCGCAUUACUCAUUGUCUAGCUAUUUGUCAACUAAUUUUACACAGUAGAACACUCUACAUUUGUCCCAGCUUGGCAUGCUCUUGUGAUACAUUUGUUUGCUAAUUUCAGUCAUUCCCGUUCUUGGCUUUAAAUUUUUUUCCAGCCUGUUGUUGCAUGCGUGUCGACCAAGGUGUCAGUGCUCAAACCGGUGGUGUGAGGAGAGUGCGCCAGCGCACAUGGACACACACACACACAGACGUUACACACUUUGCUGGCUCUUCACAGUUUUUGCGAGAAUCUAAUCAUCGAGCAGACAUUUCUUUCUUUAGCACUGUCAUCUUGCACGUCAGUUGUUUCCCGGCCUUCUCUGUCCGAGAUCCGUGGCGUUGUUGAACGAAAGUUACAUUGAUUGUUGCAGAGUUGUCAAAUAAGCGAAGUGGAAGAUGCAUGCAAAAGUUUCCUAAAAAUUGGAAGACAAGGGACUCUCAUUUAUUCUUUUAUUUUAUUUUUUUAUUUCUUCUUAUCACGCGUGUUAGUAGACAUUGUUGACGUGCUGGCUGCAAAGACGUUUUCAAAGUGGGAGCACACUCGGUCGUCCCCCGCUGACGAGAUUGCGAGCUUUUUGGGUGAGCUCAUAGAUGGCACUCUAGGCCUCAUCCCCUCCCCAACCAACCUCUUUUCCAAAAGCCUUGCAUCUCUCUACGUGGAGAGCAGAAAUGUGAGAGUCGUACAUAGUGUGUAGGUGUGUCUAGGAACUGCUGCCCCCCAUUUAUUCUUGACCUCUCUUCACCUUCCCACUUAGCUGCCAAAAUGGAAGUAUAAGCCCGUUCCCUUUAUAAGCUACUUUCAACACCCUCAUUGUUGGAACUGCCAUUAAGAGUAAGAAAAAAAAAUGCUAAGUAAUUAUUGCCAUAGUUUUGUAAUGUACAUAGGAGACAAAUAAAAAACUAUAUAUAUAUAUAUAUAUAACUGAUAUCUAACAAAUCUACAAGUUAUACAUGUACAUAUACUAUACAUGCACUGUGGGAAGUAACCUAUUUCCUUCUGCUACAAGCCUCUAUGUACCCCAGAGCCACCCUGUUCUCCACUCCUUCGCCACCACUUAUGCAGACACAAUGAUGAGGGAGGCAGAAAAUCUUGGCAUUUUCAAGUAUUCUUUAGGUCUUCCGCCGGGGGCAGUCUUCUUCUAUCUGCCGUUGUGUUGUUCGUCGUUGGGGUACAACGGAGCUAAGUUUGAUAGGUCGGUAACCGACCUGUGGGCGUUAUAGCAGCUGGGGAGGGCUACUGGCUCUAAACCCUGACACCUUUCGUACGCGUGAGCCAGCGAACCAGCGCUGCAUUUCCCGUUCCCCCCAUUUUGCUCCUCCUCACCUCUUCCACAGUUUAAACUCGUUGCCCGUUGGUUUGUUCACAUUGGAGACUUUGGUCAAAUGGAAGUUAUUGAGUAUGACUGGACUGCUUUGGGACUUACCACGAAAAGAAAAAAAGAAAUGUUUGGGCCAAGAGAGAGCACACAUCCUGCAGGGGGUUUCAUAAAAGGCAUGAUUUUGAAGGGACAUAUAUUGACUUUUAUUAUCCAUUUUUUACUUUGAUUUGUUUGUUUCUUUUUGUGUGUGUGUGUGUGUGUGUUGACCACAUGUGUUGGCACAAUUUCUCGUGCCAACACAUGUGGUCCUGACGUCUGCGAGCCCAUUCUUGCGAGUGAUAGGCAAGGAAAUAUGUCACUUCAUUUGGAACUUAAGUUAUUUCACUGAGCUCUACUGUUGGGGGAUCAAAAUAAAGCAACAGGUUUAACAAUAUGUUGUUUAACUGAAAAUAGCAUUAUGUAAUGUGCACUUUAUUACACCGUUGUGUUCUCUGAGGCAAGUGAUCAUUUCAAUUCAUGAUCUGAGAAAUGGGAGAUCAAGCUUAGCUUCAGAAUCAGUGGCAAUUGUCUUCUUCCUCGUAUUCCUGACUGAAACAUUGUUGCAAGCACUAUUGUGGUAUUCUGUGUAUAUUAACUUGCAGAUCCAGUCACAAUGAGACUCUCUAAAACUGAGCAGCUUGUUUUGUCUUGCUGCAAGGUCUAGGUGUUAUCUUAUCAAGGUGCAGUAGACCACUGUUGAUGCAUAUUUUUCAGGACAAUAGAAGAAAAUAUACAGUUGAACUUCGAUACAAUGAAUUAUUGGAUGUAACGAAGUAAACAUAUGACGUGCCUCGCCAAUAUAAACGUGUAAGGAAUAUAUGCGUAUAAAGAAUAUCAGAUGUUAUGAAGGCAUUUUCAUGUCGGAUGUAACUUUGUUUUAAUGAGGUUCAACUAUAAAAACAAUGGUUGCACGAACAUGGGAGUCUUUGGGCAUUUUACAAGCACUGAGUUACUACAAUGUAGCAACCAGGAAAUCAUUAUUAUAGCUGAGGAUGCAUCAAAGGAAUUUCGCUUUACAGUGCCAAAGGUGAACCAACAGCUUCAUAGCCCUUACGUUAAAAUUUUUGGACUAGUCGCAUUCUAGCUCUAUAGCUACUACAACAUAUUGUUAACCUCAAAGGAGGCCUGGUCACAUCUAUGUGUCAAGCCUAGUCUGUCUGUCAACAUUACAUUCGCAGGUCAGCUAAGUCUUGUCAUUCUUUUCAAAGGUUGUUUGGGUGAAUGCACAUUUGCACUUAAGUACUCUGUUACUGCUGAACUGUUUUGUUAAGACUGGUCAAAUCUUGCGCUAAUUACCUGCAUUGCUCGUGGUUUGGUCGUAAUGCAGUAUGCUCAUUUGCCCACUUUGUUAAUGUUUGUAUUAGUGGAAAUAGGUAUCACAAGGAUGCGAGCAGUCUCCAAAAGUUGUUGCUGUACCAUUAGCCAGUGUAUUGCGCAGUCUCAAGAGGGUGGGGCUUAUGACGUUUGUCUAAAGAAACGAAUUCACUAGGAGCACAACUGUUGCUACAUCCUGGCUGUUUCGUGUGACUCUUCGUCUUCCUCUUCAGAACUUUUGAGCUGUCUUAAUACAACUGCAGGCCUAUCAAAAGUCAUGGCUGGUCAUGUGACUAGUAGUGGCAUUGUUUAUUUUGGUGAAGACUGUAUGUGUACUUGCAGGCAUACGUGUUCUCCCAUCCUUCAAAAAUGUCAUAACUGCCUCAAAAUAUGAUGCGGUGUGCUCUUAGAUAGUCACUGUAGUGACUUUUAUGGGAACAUCGCACAGUUAUCUUAGGCGUCACCUGCCUACUAGAGCAUGCCAUCUACUAGAGCAGCGUAAUAGUUCUGCGGAAACCUGCAUGGUGGAGGGAAGUGAUUAAUAAAGGGAAAAUCAGACAUCCACCCGUUCGUAGCAACUGCUACAAAGAAAACCCAUACGGGUUCCUCGAAAGAAAAGCCUCGCAGUUGAAGAAAAAUUCGUCCUGGUCUGGGACUCGAACCCGCGACCACCGCCUUUCCGGGGCAGCCGCUCUACCAUCUGAGCCAACCAGGCGGCUAGCAGACGGCAGGGCGAAGUCGAAUUUGUCAACAACUCGAGGCAAAGGCAAGAGUUUGAUGUAAUAGUUCUGCGGAGACUUGCAAGGUGGAGAGAAGUGAUUAAUAAAGGGAAAAUAAAGGGUUUCCUUUGUACCAAUUGCUACGAGCAGGUGGAUGUCUGAUUUUCCCUUUAUUACUGGAGCGACAGAUAAAGCCGGAUUCCAAGGCCAGCAUUGAGCUUCAAAAGGCAGGAGAAUGCACCUGCCUGCAAGCAUGUUAGGAGAUAUGCACCCCUUUGGUUGUUUAGAAAGCAGGCAGGUCUACAUCAGGCGGAUGGAACGGCUUUAGCAAUGGCAUACUGCUGCUUGCGCACUCCGAAAAUUGUAUUCGCAGCUGUUCUACUCUGAUAACAUGUUUUUGUUUUUAGCCAGGCCUAAACGUUUUCAGCUACGACAUUAAUUAACAUAGAAACUUUCUUGUGGUAUUGGGCCUUUGUAUUAGAGGAAUGAAUUUUUUUUCUCUGCCUUGUAGCUCUCAUUUUGCUGCAACAGCUGUCAUAUGCUGUAACAUAGAAGGUUGAAGGUAUGUUUGUUAAAUCUAACUGCUGGAGUAAAAUUAGCUGCUUCUCUCUAGUUCACAUGCUUGCACAGCAGACAGCCACUAUUUAUUACUUAAGAUUGUUAUACUUAAUUUCAUUAUUAACAGCAUUUUAUUCCAGUUAACAAAUAUGCUGCCAAGUGCCACAUCAUAACUUUGGAAAGUUCUUAGUAUACUAGGGUCUCACUGAAAGUAAUGAAACAAACCAAAAGUGGGCGUAACUUUUUUUUCUUUUUCUUACUGAUGUAGAGAUUCCAAACUGGGCACAUACGUAUAGUAACUCUUACUUUAAUGCAAAAAUGCUGCGUGAUGUAGCACCCCGACAUGUGGCAUUAGUUCGAGCUGUUCAGACUGUCAAAUUGGCCUUAAAAAUACUGUUUUCUGUAGUCACUGUUGCACCUACCUCUUGACGGCCAUUUUCACGCUUUUUUUAGUCUCCAUCCAUUUUUCCAAUGUUGAAGGCCAACCAACCUGGUCUGUGAAGUUAAAAGUUGACAAUUGUGGAAGCGAAGAGAAGAUCAGAUAGUUGCAGCUCAUUGGUAGAGACUUACAGUGUCGUUUCCUUGAAAUCUGAAGUCAUGUUCAGGAAUAUCCUUUUUUGCAUUCACUUGUCUAUAGCUCGCCUCUUUAACCAGCUUCUGCAUAGCGUUGCCACUGCAGUCAAGUGGUGCAGAAAGCUUGCAUGGGGCAAAUAACGUUACCUCACUACUGCUGACUCAUGUCCAUGCAGAAGUUAUUGCAGUCAAUCUGCACUUACUGUGCUGUUUCUCCAAAAUACAACCUUCAGAAUUAUUUUGAACUUCUUCCUCAGCAGUUAGAUGUUGCUUACAUUUGGAGAGUGUGGCUGCCGUAAUGAUUCUGUUGUUUACUACAGCUGUUGGACAAACUACGCCCUUCGUUGUUGAAAAUGCAGUUACUGUACUUUUUCGGGGUUGUGGCAAGGCUGAGCUAAAGAAUUCUUAGCCUGGAGCUAACGUUUCGAUCAGAGUCUUUGUCAAGAUUGUCAGAAUGUUAGCUCUAGGCUGUGGCUUUUCUUCUUUGGCCAUUGUUGACCACUUAACCUGCUCUCCGUCUUUGUGUUAAACCUUUGUUUAUUUUGGUGGCAAACAAGAAAGUUUGGUUCUAGCCUAUAUCACAUCACUUUAUUUUCCUUAAAGACCCCUUUUGGGUUGUUACAUAAGGGUGCAACUUCAUCACAUCACAAACAGUGCACAGAUUUUUGAAAAAAAAAAGAUACACCCACUGUUGCAUUACUUUUGUUAUGGCCCUCACAUUUCAACUGUGUACAUUUGAACCCUUGUUUCACAGAAAACCACAACAUGUUCCAGGCUCGCAGUUAAACUUACAAGACUGCUUAUGAUAUGCAAAGCUUAUGCUUCCCGUGUGACAGAGGUGGUUGAGAAAUUUUUCACUAGCAAGAAAGUUGUUUCCUGCAGCAGCAAGUGGUGUGAGAUAUUUCACUCUAGUCGCUCAUCUGUGUUUUGACGAUGACAAGCAUCGUCUUAUUCUGCGAAGCCGGUUAUAUGCCAGCAUUGUUGCAUUUGACACCUGUUGUUGAUGUUAGCACUCAUUUAAUAAAUUUCUCAAUGUCUCGCAUGGCAGGGGGCAUGCCUGCUGUGUGAAUUGUUAACAUUGUCCCAGGGUGUUUCUUCUUUUCAUUUACCGUAUAUGUAUCUCACCAGUUAUACAAUGCCAGUAUUUAUGUAGUUUUCUUUCUUUCUUGCACAUCAUGUGCCAAAAAUGACAUUGUUCAGCACAAAAAUGCAUUAUCCAGCACGUAAAUGUCUCGCUUGCUCUCAUUUGUGAAAGCAAGUUUGGCGCAAGUUGCCGGACGUUUCACUUUGUGUUCUGGUUGCAGGGUGACCAGUUCUGCUAAUUAUGAGCACACUUGUUCUUGUCACUCUUGUGGAGGCAAGUGUAAAAUUCUCCACUCACUUGUUAUGUGGCUUUUCCUGUUGUGUUGACAUUCCAGCUUUACGAACAUUUUUUAAAUGGCCAUUUAUUGUAUUUUCUACCGUUUACACACCAUUUCUGGCCAUAAUAUUUUCAUACAGCCCAAACUGGAGCAUUUGUAGGGAUCCAUAUUUUGCAAAUGAAUGUAAGAGCAACUAAAUCGACACAAGCUGCUUUCUUUUUUCUUCUUUUCUUUCUUUGCAGGACAUUGUUCAAGUGCUUUUUUUUCUCUUUUCCCUGAAUGUUUUUGGCAGUUUCGAUCAUCACUUGAAACUCGCUAAAGAAGUAUCGCGUAACACACUUUAAUCCUUGUUAUGACGCAACAUUCUUUAGAUGACAUUGUCUGCUCAUUUUGUACUUUUAUCAGCCACAGCACUAAGUUUAGCUUGUUUUGAGAGGGCUGUCUGCUCAUUUACAUAAGUUCCUCUGGUCACCCUUACUGAGUUCUUUGACGCAUACGUGUGUGGAACCUGUGUGAAAAAAAGGGGGGAUUUCUGUUGGGAAAAUUAGUUUUGUUGCUUCUCAAGUUCGUGAAAUAUAUUUAUGUGUGCUUUAUACACUGUUCAUUUGGAUGUUGUGCAAAUGUUCUGUCAUUACUCAACGGCAAGGAUUUUUCUCGUUCAUUGCUUGUCAUGUGAGCUCUGGGGAAAGAUCUAAUCCACAGAGAGUACCUGAAUAAUGCUUCUACCUGAAUGUGGCAAAAUUUUGUGUUCAUUGUGCAGAAGUCAGUCUCAUUUGAGUCUGAACAUGCACUAUGUUGAAGUUUGUAAAGUUGCUGCUAUUUGCAUGAUUUCUUGCCCAUUUGUUGUUGAUGUUCAUUGCACAGGACUGUUUGUUGAAUAUGCUGUUGUGUUUGGCACUCAUCUCCGGCACCUGUUCUUUGAGCUUCUCAUCAAGAGACCAGUGAUCAUGGCCCUGUUUAUGCUUUGACAGGCUAAGCAGCAGCGCAGAUAGUUUUGUAUCAUUUUGAAAUGUUCUUUCAGUGGUCUUUGCUUGGUUCAGCAGCAAAGGCUAAGCUUUAAUGUACAUGUAAGGAGAUCAAGUUUUUCUUUAGGAAGGCUUUGCCUGAAUUUUCGUACAUCUUUCCAUCAUCUGUUUGCCAAGGGAUGCAUAUUGUGUUAGCAAAAUUUAUUUGCAGUGCAUCAAGCGUCGUGAAAACAUCCGCAACAUUUCUCUGCAUUGUUCAGGUACCAUUCCCACAUACAGACUCAGUAAUUUACCCUCGAUAGCAAUGGUACAUGGGACGCCUGAAUAUGCAUUCAUGAGGCCAUAGCGACUCGGCGUCUGCGUCAAUAUUCGGUAGGAAAAUAUUGAGCAGGAAAGCAGGUUGGUACCUAAUAAGUAUGUCAUUCUUGAAUUCACACAUCGCAAUUACAAUGACUGCUUCAAGGCAAAUUUAAUCUUCCAUGUCACGUUUGUCACAAGUGUACUACACCUUGUUCAUAUCACCAGGCCUACAAAUGGUCAGUUUGUGCGUACUAUUAGAUAUGCAUUUAAGAGGGGAAGAUUUUCUUCUUUAAAUCUCAAUUGAACCUCGGCGAUAAUGCCUAUGUGGCGGUUCUUCUAGAAAACGGUAAAUUAAAUGUGCGCUGCUUCCACACAAUUUAAUUGCUGGACCUAAUUCAAAGGUUAAGCUAGUCAUUAAGGCACUGUUGGGGAUUGGUCACUGCUUGCCUCGUUCAAAUGGUCACUGCUCACCAAUGUUCAUCACAAUGUCAUCCAAGUUCUCUCAGUGUAUGUGCUGUUGCAGUAUCCAAAUAUUUCAUGCUGUCAUUGUUUUAUUAUGUGUUAGUCAUUUUACUUGGGCAUUGCAUGGUAUGAUGAAUGGGUUACAUAAGCACUAAAACAGUGUAAAUUUAAGGCACUUCAGAGAACUUGACAAUAUCCUUUAUUUUUCUCACCUAAGUUGUGCUUUGUGAAGACGUUAUUUUAAACAUCUUUGAUUUAGCUUAUGUACAUUUGUAUUCUAUAGUUGCCUCUUGGUGAGAAACUUUCUUACACCUUUUCAUUAAUCUUAAUUUAACACCAUUUCUUUAAUCCUAAUGGAACCACGUGGCUGUCACUUGUUGCGGAGUCUUUGACCAUUCAAAAUAGCUCAGCAUAAAAUACCAUUCACUUUAUAGCAAUACAAUAAUUGGUGCAUGUUUCUUAGUUUUUUUGAACAAAUAUGCAUUGUAAUAAAUGAAGCAAGCAUUGUAAAUCAUUAUUAGCACUCACAAACAACGCUAUCAUCCAUUGACUCAUCUAUGUACAUUUGCUGCGUAAGGAUCUUUUCAGCUGUAAUAACUUAACUGAAUAGAAAAAAAUGGCACAGUUUGGCUCAAGGGCCUUGCAGAGAAGUCGAAAAGUGUUUGCCAAAGCAAGCAGCUUGCUUGAAGAAUGCUCUUGAGGUAGCAGUAGUCCCAGUUUUUGCGAAGUCAUUUUGAGGAUCUCGCACUUAUAUGCGAAAUCAGUUCUAGUCACCGAUGAUAGAGUACAGGGCAAAGUUGCAAGUGGGAAGCACGACAGUCGUUGGCAAAGACAGGUUUGAUGCCAUCGCACUAAUUGUUGUCUCGUUGUUGGAAGACACCUCCUUUUUUGCAAGCAGUGCAACGCAGUUUACAAGCUAUACACGCUGCCAAAUACAAGAUAUGCACAGGAAACCAUGCACUUUAUUUCUUUGUUGCCAGACUUCCUUUCUGCGUGCUGCCGCUGCCGAUACUAUGCUGUUCUCGGGCUUCAUGCAGCGCAGGCUUGGCGCGCACAUUCAUUCCUUUUGGAAAAGUGUCUGGCAAACAUGUUUUGAGGAAGAGGAGGAAGCCAUUGUAAAAGCAAGCUCUCUCUCUGUCCGUCGUGGCACAAUUAACACAGUCGUGACAGUCCCAUCCUCUCUCAGUGAUGCUAUUCGUUUUUAUACUCCGCCCCGGAGCGGUCCUGUGUGGUGCACGGGGCCCGCCGGGCAGCACUCAAUAGUUGCUCAUUUCCGAAGACUGUGUCUUCGGUGUCGUGUGCCAAAUUGAUCGCCGGGUUCUUGCGUUCUGUGCCACUUUUUGGGGAGGUGCGGGGCAGGACGAGGGAGGCAGUUCGUGACGGCCAUUUUAUCGGCGUCUUUAGACUUCUAAGGAUGUCGUUCCGCAUCCCAUAGCGAGUGUCUCAACCUCGUCCCGCCCUCCUCCUCCAACGGCAUCGUUUCUCAGUGGCGCUUUCUGUUUCUCAGUCGUGGCGUGUCAGUGUCAUCUUGAAGCCAACUAUUACCGCAAAGUGUGUGUUUCAUGAUGUCUGUUCUAAGUUCUUUUCCAUGAGCAGUUUUUGGGUGUUGCCUUUGUUUCUAUGACAUUGUGUGUGUCCCUUUCUUGAGAAGGGAAUCACUGCCAAUUGUUAAUGGGACCGUUGCCAUUGCGCCGGCUCCCCUCUGUGCCAACUCUCACAGGGGCAUUGGUCGAAGUGAAACCGUGGUCAGGGAGCAGCAAAGUUCUUUUUUUUCUUUUCUCUGCGCGAAAGUGAUCUCUCUUCCUCUCUGGGACAAACACCAGUGAGAAGAGGGUUCUGUCUGAAGCGGCGAGCGAGUGUUACCGCGUGGUCUUUUUGACUGUGGACGCAAGUCUCCGUGUGCAUGCAGUGUGUCAAAGCCCGUUUGGGCGGCCCCCCACUGUUUGGGUGUGUUUUGUUGCAGCUGGUUGGCGCAUUCUUCCGGGAGGAAUGCAGGGUUGAGGUUAUAUAUGAGAUAAUCUAAUAAAAGUAAAUAGAGUUGUGUUACUAAAAAAAA